Corylus avellana is the source of this 2945-nucleotide messenger RNA. RefSeq lists its product as uncharacterized. Gene Ontology annotation, molecular function: RNA binding. The record is from RefSeq and is a predicted model, not a curated record. Gene Ontology annotation, biological process: mRNA splicing, via spliceosome. Gene Ontology annotation, cellular component: U2-type spliceosomal complex; RES complex. Lineage: Eukaryota; Viridiplantae; Streptophyta; Magnoliopsida; Fagales; Betulaceae.
CUUCCGUCAAUGCUGUUUCUUGAGGAGAGAUUCAAGUGUCUGCCAAAUACUGAAAAAAAAAAAAAAAAAACAUUUAUUCUUGAAAUCAAUCUCUCUCUUCACCCAAAUUCGUAACCGCCUCCCCUCUGCUCAUCUCAGUUUGCUCUCUUCAUACAAAAAUCUUUCAUCUCCCCCUCUCUCUUUCUCCUCUUUUUUCUUCCCUCUCCUCUCACCGACGGCCGGAGACGGCGAAGGCCAAGAACUUCGUCUUCUUCGUUCCAGUUCGUCACUUCCAGCUCAAAACCUUCUCCUAUCCGGCUCACAGCUCGUCAACGAUUGUUUUAAAAAUUAGGGGUUUUACGAAAUAAGUUUCUUAGGGUUUAUUUGUGAAUCGCGGCCGUUCAGUCUCUCGAUUCCAGAACAGAGAGAAAGAUCGAGAGAGACGAGCGGAGAGUGAGAUGCUAAGAUAGAGGGAGGCUGAGAAACAAACUAAAGAUAGCUAUUGCUGGAUAUUGCUUCCUCAGGAAUUUCAUUGAUAUUGAGCAAUGGCGGCGGUUUCAACUUCGGGACCCAAGUCCCUUAAAGAAUAUCUAAAAAGAUAUGUGAGCAAUGGUGAAGAAGAGCAGAAAAAGAAGAAGAGGAAAAAGAAGGUUGAAAGUAAACCAGAUGCGAGGGGCGUUUUAGUUGUGGAUGAAGAUCCAGUUUGGCAGAAACCAGUAAAUCUUGCAGAGGAAAAUGAAGAUUCAGAUGAUGAAGAGAAGCCACAAGUUGAUGAGGACAUUGAGGUUAAGCGGAUGAGGAGGCUCGAACAACUGAGGGCCAGGCGUCCAUAUAAUGCCAUAUCAGAUGAUGGAAGUGGUUGGGUUCCACUCUCUCCUAAACAUGGGAAAUCUAGUGACCCGUAUUCUGAUAUGUCACCACCUCGUAAACAAAGGGUUCGGAACGACACACCUUCACCAGAACCUGAACUGAAGCCUUCAGAUUCUGGCAGAGAUAACACCGAUUUGUCACCUGCACGGCAGUGGCGGAAACACCACCAUACUCCAUCACCUGAACGUGAUACAAAGCGUACAUAUUCCACUGACCUGAACUCUGAUAUGUCUCCACCUCGCAAACGGAGGGUUUGGAAUGACACACCUUCAUCAGAACAUGGAGUGAGGCCUUUAGAAUCUGACAAAGCAGAUGCUGAUUUGUCACCUCCACGGCAGCAGCAGAAGCGUCAUCGUACACCAUCACCAUCACUUGACAUUUCUCCUCCUCGACGGGGUCGUCGUGAUUCUCCAUAUCAAGAUGACUUCCGCGCUUCCCUGGGGUCAGACCUUUCACCUCCAAGGAAAAGCCGGAAGGAUGUUGGGAGAAAUGGGCCGCCUGAUCUUUCCCCUCCACGUAGACAUCGAAUCGAAACCAAUGCUUCAGGUGCAUCUUUGCCGACAGACCUUUCUCCACCAAGGAAAAGCCGAAAGGAAGUUGCAGUGAAAGAGCAACAAAAAACAGGCCUGGUUUCUGGUCAAGACAUCAGUGAAGAGAUUGCUAGAACUAAGAAGAAUGAUUGGUUGAGGUUUAACAAGAUGGAUCCUUCUAUAAGUGGUCGAGGGGCGGAACCUGUAUAUCGUGAUAGGAUAAAAGGAGAGCGUAUAUCGAAGGAAGAGUUCCUCAAAUCAAGGCAGAAAGUAAAAGUAGAAGAGAAACCCAAGGAGGUAAAGUUGGAAUGGGGCAAGGGCUUGGCUCAAAAGCGGGAAGCUGAAGGUAGGUUGCAGGAGUUGGAACUUGAGAAGGACAAACCAUUUGCACGAACCAGAGAUGAUCCGGAACUCGACAACAUGAUGAAAGAGAGAUUAAGAUGGGGUGAUCCCAUGGCGCAUUUGGUGAAGAAAAAGCAUCCUGAAUUGAAUCUCCCGAACCUAGGGGAUAACGAGCAGAUGAAAGAAUCAGGGUUUAUUAUUCCUCAAGACAUUCCCAAUCACAGCUGGUUAAAAAGAGGAUUGGAUGCUGCACCAAAUCGAUAUGGUAUACGACCAGGGAGACAUUGGGAUGGAGUUGACCGUAGUAAUGGAUUUGAGAAGGGAUUGUUUAAAAGGACGAAUGAGAAACGAGCUACAGAAACGGAAGCAUAUCUUUGGUCUGUAUCCGAUAUGUGACUUGAAGGUAAUAGUAGAAUUCCCAGUUGCAGUGAUGUGGUUCCAUUCCAGGUAAUUUUUGUUGCCUGAACUGUGGACUAGACCAGAAUUUUGUCAAGCGAGUAGGUGUGAAGGAUUUGAGUGUUGGACUAUUCUUGUUGCGGAGUGUUUGAAAAAAGUAAAUAUAGAUGAUAUGGCUUGACAUUUGUCUACUUUUUCCCCGCUUAGGCUUUUCCUUCAAUGGAAUGUGACCAUAAUGAUCUUUUAGAAUGUCACAUGGCCAAAUUGAAAGAUGUGAACUUUUUCUGGACAAUUGGUUGCUGAUCAAAAGCCGAUUUGAAUGCCAGUCGGUUACUAUUUGUAUCGCUAUUCUUCAUGAUUUGUAUCAAUACCGUGACUGAAUGAUGGGAUUGGAAGUUGAUAAAAGCCAGGAUGCUAUAUUGAUUACUAUGGAUCCACGAAAUCUUGAACUUUUCAUUUGGCAAGCUGUCCAACGCAAUUAUAGCUUGGCGAGAAGGUGUGGAUCCUUAAACCAUGGCUGGAUAUAUUCUUUGAGGUAGCACACGCGCCGACGUUGGCCAGAUAUGUUCACCAGUGGGAUCAGAUGACACUUUGUUACCCGCCCUCUGCCGCAAUGUCUUAGAUAUUAAGCACCACGGUCUUGCCACUGUUCCAGGACUAUGAUGUAGUUGCUAUAGGCUUUGGCCUCCAUUCAUACCAGAUACUACCAUAAAUGACUAAAAGAAGUGAAGAAACUAGGGGAUUAGCGAUGCCGUGUAUUUCAGCGUUAUUAGCUUGCCUUGGCCGCUAGCAUAAUUGAAAUUAAUAACAUAAUUAUUUUUUAGGAUA